AUGGCGCAGCAGCGACUUCAAACGCUGCAAGACUGGAGCAAUAAGCAUGUUUUCACUGCUUCUAUGGAUUAUUGGAAUCAGGAUCCGCCGGAAGAGGAGUCCUAUGAAGCGAGCAGGAGAACAAUACAGCGACAGCCGAAUUACGGAACUGUUGAAGAAGGUCCCGAGGGUGAAUCUAGCCCUCCACCUGAAGUUGAUGAAGUAGUUGAAGAAGAUCCACAUGCUAGCCGAGAGCCCAUAACUGCCCUACAAGCUGCUUGGAAUGUAACCAAUGCCAUACAGGGCAUGUUUAUCGUUGGGUUACCCAUUGCAGUUAAGGUCGGUGGUUGGUGUUCGGUCGGUGCAAUGAUGGGCGUGGCUUACAUCUGCUACUGGACAGGAGUUCUACUCAUCGAAUGUUUGUAUGAAAAAGAUAAGAAAGUCCGAUUCAGCUAUAGAGAGGUCGCUGAAUUUUAUCGUCCCGGUUUUGGAAAAUGGGUUCUGACGGCACAACUCACUGAACUACUCUCUACAUGCAUUAUUUAUUUAGUACUUGCUGCUGAUCUGUUACAAAGUUGUUUCCCCAGCAUAGACAAACCCGCCUGGAUGAUGAUUGUCUCAGCGGUUCUGCUUGCUUGUGCUUUUCUCGAUUCCCUUGUCAUGGUUUCUCAACUUUCGUUUGCAAAUGCCAUCUCUCAUUUGGCAGUAAAUGCUAUAAUGAUGAUUUACUGUGUUUCUAAGAUACGCUCCUGGUCAUUCUCAUCGGUUCCUUUCGGCUUGGAUAUAUACACCCUUCCAACGAUGAUCGGGGUUGUAGUGUUCGGUUACACAUCCCAUAUUUUCUUACCAAGCCUAGAAGGGAACAUGAAGGAGCCGAAGGAGUUCAAAUGGAUGCUAAAAUGGUCUCAUAUAGCAGCUGCUUUAUUCAAAGCAAUAUUUGGGCUCUGUGGAUUCCUCACUUUUGGAGAACUUACACAACCAGAAAUCUCCAACUCCUUACCAAAUCAAGGUUUUAAAGUGGUAGUGAACUUAGUUCUCGUCAUCAAAGCUCUUCUCUCUUACCCUCUUCCUUUCUACGCAGCUGUCCAACUGCUGAAGGAUAAUCUCUUCAGAGGAACCAAAACCACAGCAUUUACAGGCUGCUACAGUCCCGAUGGGUCACUGCGAGAAUGGGCAUUGUUUUUAAGGAUACUUCUACUACUAUUUACACUAUUUAUAGCACUCUCAGUACCGUACCUUAUCGAGCUGAUGGGAUUGAUCGGCAAUAUCACAGGCACCAUGCUUUCCUUUAUCUGGCCAGCUUUAUUUCAUCUACACAUCAAAGGCGACAAAAUGGUGGAUCGUGAUCGUCGAUUCGACCAGUUUAUUAUUGGAUUGGGAUGCUCGGUGUGCAUCUCUGGCAUUUACUUCUCGUUCAUGGAACUUUUGCGAGCGAUUCGUGCUGGAGAGCAAUAG
Messenger RNA from Cylicocyclus nassatus, 1434 nucleotides. NCBI's taxonomy places the organism in Eukaryota, Metazoa, Nematoda, Chromadorea, Rhabditida, Strongylidae. The record is from the annotation of a GenBank genome assembly.